CUGACGUCAGCCAGCCGGCCGCACUGGUGUUUACAGCCCGGGCCGAGCUGGUUACUUUCAGGAGUUCAGAAUGCUGGCGACUGCCGCGUCCUCCGGGCCUUAAAGGGGCCGCACCCCCACGGAAACCGCCCACCCCUCUUCUACCUUUUCACACCCCUGUUCCGGAUCCCACCCCCUCCUCGAGGUGUCUUCGGGCUUCCUCCUAGCUGCGGUCGCUUCUGUCCUUUUACCUCCCCCUCCUCAGCUCCUCUUCAGCAACCUGCCCGUCCCUCUGCUCUCUUUUCCAAUCUGGCUUGGGGAGGCAGAGGGUUCAGGGAACCAGACGAAGCCCCUCCCAAAGUGCUAAUCCCAACCUCGCUGCCCCUUCCCCAGAGUUCUGGACUCCCCUCUUCCCUUCCCCUGCCCCUUCCGUCCCCACUGGGGGGCCCCUGGGAGCGUCUCCGCUUCUUCAGGGAGGGGGCAUUUCCUAAUCUCAGGCCGGGGUUAAAGUUCUGGUCCCGGUGAGAUGCUGGAAGCUGCAGCCAGAAGCUCAUCGCCCCUCCGAGGUGCUGCUGCGUUCCCCGCUUCUGCCGCCGCCACCGCCGCUGCCACCACCACCUCCGCCCAGCCGGGGCCAUGUUCGCCCUGGGCUUGCCCUUCCUGGUACUCUUGGUGGCUCCAGCCGCGGGCAACCUGGGGGUCUUGGGGCCCAAGAACGUGUCCCAGAAGGAGGCCGAGUUUGAACGCAUCUACGAGGAUGAAGUCAACAGCGAGCUGGUCAACAUCUACACAUUUAACCACACUGUGACCCGAAACUGGACCGAGGGUGUGCGGGUGUCUGUAAACGUCUUGAACAAGCAGAACAAAGCGCCCGUGCUAUUUGUGGUUCGACAGAAGGAGGCUGUAGUGUCCUUCCAGGUGCCACUGAUUCUUCGGGGACUCUUCCAACGUAAGUAUCGAUACCAGGAUGUGGCUCGAACUCUCUGCCAGCCACCUACCAAAAGUGAGGCGGAGGUCCAGUUCUUCUAUGUGGAUGUGUCCACUCUGUCCCUGCUCAACACCACGUAUCGGCUGCGGGUCAGCCGCAUGGACAACUUUGUACUCAGGACUGGUGAGCAAUUCAGUUUUAAUACCACUGCAGCUCAGCCUCAGUACUUUAAAUACGAGUUCCCAGAAGGAGUAGACUCGGUGAUUGUCAAAGUGACUUCCAACAAGGCUUUUCCCUGUUCAGUCAUCUCCAUCCAAGACAUCUUGUGUCCUGUCUAUGACCUGGACAACAAUGUGGCCUUCAUUGGCAUGUACCAGACAAUGACUAAGAAGGCAGCUAUCACUGUGCAGAAGAAAGAUUUUCCCAGCAACAGCUUCUAUGUGGUGGUGGUGGUGAAGACCGAGGACCAGGCCUGUGGGGGCUCCUUGCCCUACUAUCCCUUUGGGGAAGAUGAACCAGUUGAUCAAGGGCAUCACCAGAAAACUCUGACCGUCAUGGUGUCUCCAGCAAUCACAUCUGAGGCCUACGUUGGGGGCAUGCUCUUCUGCCUGGGCAUUUUCCUGUCCUUCUACUUGCUGACCGUGCUACUGGCCUGUUGGGAAAACUGGAGGCAAAGGAAGAAGACUCUGCUGGUGGCCAUGGACCGUCCCUGCUCAGAAAGUGGUCACCCUCGAGUCUUGGCUGAUUCCUUCCCUGGCUCCUCUCCUUACGACGGUUACAGUUAUGGCUCCUUUGAGAAUGGCUCAAGUUCUGCUGAUGGAGCGAUAGACAGCACUGGCUCUGUGGAUGUCUCCUACAGUUAUUCAGGAUACGACCAGUUCAAGCGACGCCUCCCCUCUGGCCAGAUGCGGCAGCUGUGCAUUGCCAUGGACCCAGUUGGCAGCCGGCCUCGGCUGGACUCCCUGAGCUCCGUGGAGGAGGACGACUAUGAUACACUGACUGACAUUGAAUCUGACAAAAACGUCAUCCGAACCAAGCAAUACUUGUACGUAGCAGACCUGGCCCGAAAGGACAAACGGGUUCUGCGGAAGAAGUACCAGAUUUACUUCUGGAACAUUGCUACCAUUGCUGUUUUCUAUGCUCUCCCAGUGGUGCAGUUGGUGAUCACCUACCAGACGGUGGUGAAUGUCACAGGGAAUCAGGACAUCUGCUACUACAACUUCCUCUGUGCCCAUCCCCUGGGCAACCUCAGCGCCUUCAACAAUAUCCUCAGUAACUUGGGUUACAUCCUGCUGGGGCUUCUAUUCCUGCUCAUCAUCUUGCAGCGAGAAAUCAACUACAACCGAGCCCUCAUGCGAAAUGACCUUUAUGCCCUGGAAUGUGGAAUCCCAAAGCACUUUGGGCUCUUCUAUGCUAUGGGUACAGCCUUGAUGAUGGAGGGACUGCUCAGUGCCUGCUACCAUGUUUGCCCCAACUAUACAAACUUUCAAUUUGACACAUCAUUCAUGUACAUGAUUGCGGGGCUCUGCAUGCUGAAGCUCUAUCAGAAGCGACACCCUGACAUUAAUGCCAGUGCCUACAGCGCCUAUGCCUGCCUCGCCAUUGUCAUCUUCUUUUCUGUGCUGGGGGUGGUAUUCGGCAAAGGGAACAUGGUGUUCUGGAUUGUCUUCUCUGUCAUCCACAUCAUUGCUACACUCCUACUCAGUACCCAACUCUACUACAUGGGCCGCUGGAAGCUGGAUUCUGGGAUCUUCCGCCGGAUUCUUCACGUGGUCUAUACAGACUGUAUCCGGCAAUGCAGUGGGCCCCUGUAUGUGGACCGAAUGGUGCUACUGGUUAUGGGCAACAUCAUCAACUGGUCACUUGCUGCCUAUGGGCUCAUCAUGCGCCCUAAUGACUUUGCUUCCUACCUGCUGGCCAUCGGCAUCUGCAAUCUUCUUCUUUAUUUUGCUUUCUAUAUCAUCAUGAAGCUCCGGAGUGGGGAGAGGAUCAAACUCAUACCUCUUCUCUGUAUCAUCUGUACCUCUGUGGUCUGGGGCUUUGCUCUUUUCUUCUUCUUCCAGGGACUCAGCACCUGGCAGAAAACUCCUGCCGAGUCGAGGGAGCACAAUCGUGACUGUAUCCUGCUCGAUUUCUUUGAUGACCAUGACAUCUGGCACUUCCUCUCCUCCAUUGCCAUGUUUGGGUCCUUCUUGGUGCUGCUGACCCUGGAUGAUGACUUAGACACCGUACAACGGGACAAGAUCUAUGUCUUCUAGUGGACGCUGCAUCCCCCUCCCCAUGGAUCUUCACGCCUUGGCACUUCGCGGAGCCUCGCUAGGCCUAGGGCAGGGUUGUUCGGGACCUUCUGCCCAGUGCCUCAGCGUGGUGGGACAGGUUUUCUGCCCAGCUCCUUAGGAAGGCAUUGGGACCUUCAUGGGAGGACGGUCGUGUCUCUCUGUAAGCUGCACUCUGCCCUUUGCCUGGGGGAAAGGGGAGCCGGGCCACCGGGGGUCCUGUCGCCCCCCUCCCCUGACGUUUGAACUUUGGCCAAACUUGCUGCUUCCUCCUCAGUAUUUGGACCCCUCAAAGAGCCUGUCUGUGGGGGAAGGGAAGGGGUGACGCUGCUCUCUUGUAGGGCUCUCCUCUUCUCCUUUGGGUGUCCCCCGUACGGGACCCCCAUGUCCUCCUCGUUGCUGCAGUUCUGGAUAGGGGCCAGAGUUUGAUUUUCCGUCCAAUGUCAGCUCUUUUAAUGUGUGUGUGCUGGAUGAGCGAGCUUUGCCCACUCUGAAUGGGGCCAGGAUACUGAAACCGGAGGAAUCUGGGCCUUGUUUCCCUCUGGCGUGUUCCCUGGUGGAUGGGAGACAUUUUUUACAAUGAAGGCCAGAGAGCUCACAUUAUGGGCCUUCGUGUAGCCCCGAGCCCUUUGGAACGGAAUAGCUUAAGAAGGCUCUCGACUUCCCCAUGGCGAGGCUACCAGAGGACGAGAGCCAGGCCGCCUCUUCCCUCCUCCCGUUGCUUUCUGUGCCCCGGUGCCCUGGUGCCUGCCAAACACCCUGGGGGUCCCCUCAGUGCCAUUGCUUGCCCCCGAGGCAAAGGGGGAGGAGAUGCGAGGGUGACAGAGAAGGGAACCCAUUCCAGCCUCCUGCAGUGCCUAUAUCUAAGGCCAGUCAGGGCAUGGACAUGCUUGUCUUUAGCCCCCAGGACUGGGCUAAGGGACUUGGCCCUGUUUUCAUCCAGGCUUCUGUUGUGGGAUUAAAGACAGACAGACAGAAGCGCGUGCACACACACACACACACACACACACACACUUUGGAGUUUACAAUGAGUCUGUGUAACUCACACUCCAGCUUUCGGUCAGCUCUCCUGCUGGCCCUUGGCUGCCUCCCCCCGCCCUCCCAGAUUUAGGUGCCAUUGUGAGAGGAGAGGAAUGAGCCUGGGAAAGGGGCUAGGCCUCAGGGUGUAGGAACUUUUUUUCCCCUGGAUUCCCAACUUUGUUCUUACAACUUUCCCUGGGGAGUCAUGGAGGUUUUUUUAAAACUAUUUUAUGUCUGUUUCCACAUCAUGGUGGAAUCUCUGUUUUCUAUAAAUGAUUGCAUUCAAUUAAAGGAAUGACCAGAUGCA
Molecule: messenger RNA, 4510 nt
Organism: Monodelphis domestica (gray short-tailed opossum)
Lineage: Eukaryota; Metazoa; Chordata; Mammalia; Didelphimorphia; Didelphidae
Gene: SIDT2
Product: SID1 transmembrane family member 2
Biological process (GO): RNA transport
Cellular component (GO): lysosome; plasma membrane
Molecular function (GO): RNA transmembrane transporter activity; double-stranded RNA binding
Source: RefSeq, a predicted model, not a curated record